AUGGAGAGGACCAUCCCAGACGGCAGCCACUAUCGGCAUCUCGGCCAGUGCGUGGCUGGAGACUCGUCCCUCCACCCACCUGAUGAAUCCAUUCCCAGGAACCAUUCAGGCAGACCUCCACCGGGGCUGCAUUCCCAUUCCAAACUACGCCUGACAGGAUCCAUCAGCUUGGUGCAGCAGCCAGAUUAUGUGGUUGAUAGGCAUUAUAGGAGUGAGAGGAGCAGACUUCAGAUCGCUUUAAUGGAGCAGUUGCCAGUUGGACACCUGGCUACUGCGGUGAUGCCCCAUGAUCUUCAAAUGGCACUAUUACAGCAGAGUCCCUUCGUCCCUGUGUGGUUGUUCAUCGUGCCUCACGGCCAACCGUACAGGGAGCAGCAGCAGAACAACAACAUCAACAAAAACAAGAACAACAACAACAACAUCAACAAAAAGAACAACAACAUCAACAAAAAGAACAACAACAACAUCAACAAAAAGAACAACAACAUCAACAAAAAGAACAACAACAACAUCAACAAAAACAAGAACAACAACAUCAACAAGAACAACAACAACAUCAACAAAAACAAGAACAACAACAACAUCAACAAAAACAAGAACGAGAACAACAACAACAUCAACAAAAACAAGAACAACAACAACAUCAACAAAAACAAGAACGAGAACAACAACAACAUCAACAAAAACAAGAACAACAACAACAUCAACAAAAACAAGAACAAUAACAACAUCAACAAAAACAAGAACAAUAACAACAUCAACAAAAACAAGAACAACAACAACAAGAACAACAACAACAUCAGCAAAAACAAGAACAACAACAACAUCAGCAAAAACAAGAACAACAACAACAUCAGCAAAAACAAGAACAACAACAACAUCAGCAAAAACAAGAACAACAACAACAUCAGCAAAAACAACAACAACAAUAUCAACAAAAACAACAACAACAACAUCAACAAAAACAACAACAACAACAUUAACAAAAACAACAACAACAACAACAUCAACAAAAACAAGAACGAGAACAACAACAACAUCAACAAAAACAAGAACGAGAACAACAACAACAUCAACAAAAACAAGAACGAGAACAACAACAUCAACAAAAACAAGAACGAGAACAACAACAACAUCAACAAAAACAAGAACAACAACAACAUCAACAAAAACAAGAACGAGAACAACAACAACAUCAACAAAAACAAGAACGAGAACAACAACAACAUCAACAAAAACAAGAACAACAACAACAUCAACAAAAACAAGAACGAGAAAAACAACAACAUCAACAAAAACAAGAACGAG
Scylla paramamosain (green mud crab) is the source of this 1308-nucleotide messenger RNA. RefSeq lists its product as uncharacterized. The record is from RefSeq and is a predicted model, not a curated record. The transcript is spliced from 4 exons. The annotation marks the transcript as partial. NCBI's taxonomy places the organism in Eukaryota, Metazoa, Arthropoda, Malacostraca, Decapoda, Portunidae.